Letharia lupina is the source of this 1212-nucleotide messenger RNA. RefSeq lists its product as uncharacterized. The coding region runs from base 1 to 1212 and encodes 403 amino acids. Gene Ontology annotation, molecular function: UDP-N-acetylglucosamine transmembrane transporter activity. Lineage: Eukaryota; Fungi; Ascomycota; Lecanoromycetes; Lecanorales; Parmeliaceae. The transcript is spliced from 5 exons. The record is from RefSeq and is a predicted model, not a curated record. Gene Ontology annotation, biological process: transmembrane transport. Gene Ontology annotation, cellular component: endoplasmic reticulum membrane; Golgi membrane.
AUGAACUCCUCCACCCAAGGCAAUGUCGAUCCUUAUCAGGCUCCCUCGACAGCACCAAGUCCCCAUGCAAAUACUCCUCCCCGCGCCAGACAGGUCACUGCUGCGCCAGCGCUUGAGCACGGGAAAGGGCAAGGGAUAAGGAAAGUGGGAAGAGAUCAUCGUGGUUCGUGGACCCUGGCCAAGGUCUUCGGCACUUCAGCGCCAUUGAUACAUAUAUACCUGCCUUUUUUCAUCAAUUGGCUUGGCAUUGUCGGUCUCAUAUUCGGAGGCUGCUGCUCCAACGUGUUCGCCUUGGAAUCAAUCAUCAAAUGGGAACCAGAGAGCGGGCUCCUGAUCACCUUCGUCCAGUUCGUUGUAACAGCGCUUGUCACAUCGCCGACUUACUUCUCUGCCCGCCGUCCACCAUUCUUCCUCAAGCGGCGCCAAAUUCCCUUGACUCGAUUGACUCUAAGUGCCUUGAUGUUUUUCGCUGUGAACAUGCUCAAUAACUUUGCCUUUGGCUACAACAUCUCCGUCCCGGUACAUAUAAUACUACGAAGCGGAGGAAGCGUGAUGACCAUGCUCGUUGGCUACGUCUGGGGGAAACGUUACACCAGCAUGCAAAAUUCCGAAUUCAUCACAGGCCUCGUGAUCCUCGCUGUCGCUCAACUACUCUCCGCGGUUAUGGGAAUUUACACUGAGAUCACAUACUCCAGAUACGGCAGACAUUGGCAUGAAAACCUCUUCUACCAGCACUUCCUUUCAAUACCGAUGUUUUACCCUUUCUUUCCCUCGCUUCUCGAACAAUUGAAGAAACUUGUCUACUCCGAACCCAUUCAGCUUUCGCCUUCUUUGUACCGGUCCCUGUACAUAAAGUCUAAUUCGACGUUCGACUCUGGCGACCUUCAUCUUCCACCGAUGGCGCUUACGCCUUCUGUUCUCGGGGUCGCAUUUCCAAAACACGUCUUCAACCUCGCUCUGAACGCUGGGACGCAAUUUGCUUGCAUCAGAGGUGUGAACGCCCUGAGCGCCAGAACAUCCGCGCUUGGAGUCUCCAUCGCACUCAACGUCAGGAAGCUAGUCAGUCUGUGCGUAAGUCUCUGGCUAUUCGGAAACAAGCUACCAGAGGGGGUUCUUUUAGGCGCAGUCAUUGUGUUUGGGAGCACAAGCAUCUGGGCGUGGGAGGGCCAGAGGAUCGGAAAGAAGGAUAAAAGGAAGGGAAAGAUGCCGUAG